Messenger RNA from Aspergillus clavatus NRRL 1, 933 nucleotides. RefSeq names its product putative mannosylphosphate transferase (Mnn4). The record is from RefSeq and is a predicted model, not a curated record. The coding region runs from base 1 to 933 and encodes 310 amino acids. NCBI's taxonomy places the organism in Eukaryota, Fungi, Ascomycota, Eurotiomycetes, Eurotiales, Aspergillaceae. The transcript is spliced from 3 exons.
AUGAUCUCUCGCGCCUGGCGAGUCGGUCUUCUUGCGUUAUGGUCGGCUGCAGCUGCGGCAUCUCCCUUGCCCUCCCCCAACAAGGACAGCAGCGAUAGUACCCCGGAAUUCGUCAACCAUGGCAAGAUCCUCACGCGACCCAUCGAGGAACCCGUAUACGACGUCCUCUGGGAGAAGUACGGGCUCAACAAGUCGCAAGAGUACAAGUAUUUCCACGAACCGGGGCAGGACGAUACCUUGGGCCACUACGAUACCCGAUUCUUUACGGAGCCCGUGCCGGACGAGGAGCGCUCCGAGACCCUGACGCAUAUGAUUCGCGCUUACCUGAAUUUUUUCAACGAGAAGAAACUCGAGACGUGGAUUGCGCAUGGGACGCUUCUAGGGUGGUGGUGGAAUGGAAAGAAUCUACCAUGGGAUUGGGAUAUCGAUACACAAGUGCCGGACACCACUUUGCUGCAACUCGCCGACGACUUCAAUCAGACUAUCUUCCACUAUACGGCUGCCGACUCGAACGCCGAGCGUAAAUAUCUCCUCGACAUCAACCCUUGGGCUCGACAGCGCGAACGCGGCCAGGGCCUCAACAUCAUUGAUGCGCGGUGGAUCGACAUGCGCACAGGGCUGUACAUCGACAUCACGGGGUUGAGUAGGCUGGAGAAGGACAAGCCCCAUCAAUGGCAGGAUAAGAACAACCACAAGUACCAGACGGGGGAUAUCUACCCGCUGCGCAAGACGGUGUUUGAAGGCAUGCCGGCCAAGAUUCCGUUUCAAUACGAUGCUAUCUUAAUCGAGGAGUAUUCCCAGAAAGCUUUGACGACGUCGAAUUUCCACAAUCACACAUGGUACCCUGACUUGCAGGAGUGGGUGUCUGACGACGACGACGAAUUCACAACGAAAAAGGACCUCGAGGAUGACCGCCAAUAUGAGAGGCGAUGA